CCAGACAGACGCUGCUGCCGCUGCUGCUGCUGCCGCUUCGGGAGGGAAGUCGGCCUCACAGAGAGAGGACAGAACAAGGGACGCCCUGGAGUUCACUCUGACAACUAUAUUCGAGGCGCGUGAGCUCGGCGCGUACAUGGAGACCUGACUUGAUUUGGACCCCCCCCCCCCCCCCCCCCCGGUCCGACGGAACCUGGAGCAGAACCUGCUGCCUCGCGCGUAGGACGCGUACAAAACAAAGUGUACGCUGGGAAUUUAAUCACAGCGAGAAGCUGGCAACGGGGGUCUGGGCAUGGACGGCACUGGAUUUUGGAGAUUCCUGAUAACCACUUGUGUUAUUCCAGGAAUACAUGGCCAGACUGUUGAAAUGGAUGAUGGGAAGUGGGGCUACGCCGGCUCCAAGGUGGAUCUCCGCUGUCGGUUCGUCAACAGCCUCCCGCCCGUCAAAAUCUCUCAGGUGACGUGGCAGAAGCUGGUGAACGGCACCAAGCAGAACGUGGCCAUCGCCAACCCCUCGCUGGGCGUGUCCGUGGCGCCGCCGUACAGGGACCGCGUGGCCUUCAAGAACGGAGCGGUGAGGCGACGGACCCCGACGCUGGAAGACACCACCAUCACCUUCUCCUCGCUCCGCCUCUCCGACGAGUCCAGCUACAUCUGCGAAUACACCACCUUCCCCGCGGGUAACCGGGAAAACACCGUCAACCUCACCGUCUACGUUCGGCCAACCACUCGGAUGAGUCUAUCCACACCGACGCUGGUGGCGCGGUCCUCCAAUCUCAAAAUCCCGGUGGCCACCUGCAUCUCCGCCAACGGAAAGCCGGCCGGCUCCAUCAAGUGUGUGUUUCGUGGAAGAAAAAAAGAAGUGUUUCCUCUCUUGAAUUCACCCUUUUCCUUUAAAAAUGUUUCUUUUCCGACCGCAUUACGACGAGCCGAUCCAAAGCAUCCGCGUAUCUCUGUGUCCCUCAGGUGGGAGACGAGGACGCCGGGAGAAGCGACCACCCGAGAGUACAGGAACUCCGACGGGACGUUCACCGUUCAGAGUGAAUACGUCUUGGUGCCCAGCAGAGAAACACACAAGGAGACGCUCACCUGCGUCACCACCUACAACCAGGAGGUCUUCACCGACAGCGUCACCCUCGACGUUCAGUAUGAGCCAGAUGUUUCUGUGGAUGGGUUUGAUGGAAACUGGUACCUGAACCGAGAGAACGUCCAGCUGAGCUGCCGAGCUGACGCCAACCCGGCGGUCUCUCUGUUUCAGUGGAGACGGGUUAACGGCUCCAUACCAAACAACGCUGACAUCCGCGACAACGUCCUGACCCUUAAAGGGCCGGUAACGUACGACAUGCAGGGCAUCUAUGUGUGUGAUGCCACCAACAGCAUCGGGACGCGAUCGGGCUCUGUGGAGAUCAGCAUUAUCGAAAAGCCUCUACCGCAGAUCGCACCUGGUGAUGUCAUCAGUGUGAUUGCCUUAUUACUGGCUGCUGGAGUUCUCAUGGGCAUCACUGUCACCGUCCUGGUGCUCAAAAUAAGAAGCCGAAAAGGCAGCGCCUCAAAUGACUCUCCGUCCAUAAGGCCGUGCCAGCCGAUCAGGAAAAGACCAGCGGAUGAUAUCCAGCAUUCGGGCCGGUUUUACGAAGAGCUUCCCAACCCGGCCGACUACGUGAGCUACCGGCUGGCCCGCAACACGGAGGACGACCCGGAGCCGUACUCCCCGCCCAUCAACGCGCCUCAGCUGUCCUUCCUGCCCCAGCAGCCCUACCCCCCCCCACAGCCGACCACCGCGGCCGGCGGCGCCGACACGCCGAGUCACACCUCGUCUCCUCCGUCUCACACCGCCGCCAUCUUUAAAUACCCCUCCGUCCCAGUGUUGUGUUCCCCUCCCCCGGGAGUGGCGGCGUACACUUUUCCCAAAGAGCAGUACGUGUGACGCGACCCUCCCGACGCAAACUCAAACACCUCGUCGUCGAUUUCAGAUGAAACGACGGAAAAAUAAAAACUCUUUUCCCGAAGAGGGGCUGGAGAAACGACGUUGAACCCCGGACGACGGGUCGACGCCGUCUGCAUCGCUGCGGACGGCUCUGGAGGUCAAAGGUCAAUUCAGCGUUGGACGAAGGCAUUUAAAAAAAAGGGAACUUUGUGAACCUUGUUUCAGAUGUUUAGGGCAGACGCAGGUCAAGUUCAAUAUGAUUUGACUGUCAUCGGAAAGAAAGGAUCCUGCGUGACGUAUAAAGUGAAUGGAUUAUCUCUUUGAUUGGUUUAGUUAAUCCUCUAUUGUGUCAUUUUCUAAGAAAAGAAAAACGUAAUAAUUUCCUACUUUCUCUCUGACUCUUUAUCCUGCGUCACACACGGAAAACAACCGUUUCACCUUUUGGUUUCACCUCUUGUUCGUACUUUUGCUGUGCUUGUAUUUUUGUGUCGUUUAUGUUUUUUUGUGUGAAAGAAAUCCCCAAAAACAUUUUUAUUCACUGAAGACAUUUUGUUGAAAUUGAUGUUUAUAUUUGUGGUAUUUGUGGGUUUUAGUAUUCAUUGACACUGGUUGUUGGAUGAAAAUAAAAAUGAUUAAGUAAACUACAAAACAAUACAA
Pseudoliparis swirei is the source of this 2584-nucleotide messenger RNA. RefSeq names its product nectin-1-like. The coding region runs from base 293 to 1927 and encodes 544 amino acids. The transcript is spliced from 9 exons. The record is from RefSeq and is a predicted model, not a curated record. Gene Ontology annotation, cellular component: adherens junction. Gene Ontology annotation, biological process: homophilic cell-cell adhesion; heterophilic cell-cell adhesion; protein localization to cell junction. Lineage: Eukaryota; Metazoa; Chordata; Actinopteri; Perciformes; Liparidae.